AUGUCGACGCUAGACAUCAACUGGCUGCGCCCCAUGAGGCCAGACAGUCCCACACCACUACAAAUUCUUAUCAAUUGGUUUAGACAAAAUGGUGUCGUCUAUCACGCGUCUGCGCAUCAACGUGAAGUGCUCGGACCUUUAUGUCGAGAGCUCAAUGCCCGUGGAUUCCAGUGCGAAGUGGAUCAGAUUUUAAAAUACAUUAAUUACCUAAAAGAAAUUCUACACGAUGCGACAGUACUUAAUCGAGACAUUAUCAAGCCAUUAAAACCUUAUCAAGAUCAUCUAGAGGAGUUGCUGUUCAAGGACGGCCAUGCAGACGUUACAAUUGCUCAACAAAAAGCACGAAGUCAUGCCCCCAGUCGUCUGUCGUGGCUUGAACCUUCGGCUUAUAGUGGCCCAAGUGGGAUGGAAGUACUGGUAGAUUGGCUCAAGUCGAACUAUAGUGCAUACGCUCAUGCUACGAGAAAGGGAGAGAAAGGGAAGAUGCUAGAGGAGUUAGUGAAAGAGAUGAAGGAUGCAGGGAUCCAGGACUGUGCUGUAAAUACAGUUCGGGCAAAGAUUGAUGUUUUACAUAGGGAAGUACGAGGCGAGAAGACACGAUCAGCAGCUUGGGAACAAUUUGGAUCGGUACUGGAAGAGAUUUUUACGAUGGGAGAUGCUGGUCAAGAACGUGACGACGUAAGAGAUGGUGGAGAGAGUGUUGAUAGCCGGGAAGAUGAGAAUCUCGAUCAUAAUGCGGCUCGAGAUGAUGCAAUGGAAGAGCCUGAACGGCUUGGCAGUAUUACCGGUCAACAACCUGCUGACAACACUAACAACGAUGCCUACGAAUUGGCGAAGAGCAUCGUCAGUAACGGCAAGGUCUCUAUGGUCAUGAAAAAUCCUGUCAGAAAACACGCUCGUAAUAGUCCCAACAGUCGGUUAUCGUGGAUGAAAUCAGCGGCACCCGGCGCUCCGACUGCUAUGGAGCUAUUGAUAGAGUGGAUGGAGCGUUAUUACGUUGCAUACACGCAGUCUACUAAAAAAGGAGAUAAGGGGAAAAUGUUGGCCGAACUCUUGCGCAAGAUAGAAGGUGUCGGCCAUCGCGGUUGUACAAUUCACGCUAUCCGAGUAAAAAUCGACAGUCUCCAAAGGCAAGCGGGAGGAAGAGCCCGCCCAUCGUCAGCGUUUGAUCAAUACGGUGCAUCUCUUAAGAAAGUUUUUGCUGAGAGAGACGGUAUCGAUCAUAUUGAACCGCGGGUGUUGUCGCCUGUUGGUAUUCAAGACGAUGAGAAAUUACACAAUAGUGACGAAGAUGAUUUAGCAUGCGAUGAGAUACCUGGAGAGCUCGUAAUGACCGAAGGCAACGCAAGCCCUGACUAUCCAAGCGCUUUGACGGACAGGUUUACGACAGAGCAAGUAGUCAUGCCCGACAUUGAAAGCCACAACGCCGAAGAAACAAAUGUAUUCGAAGACGAUAGCAACUCGAAUCACGCUACAACUUUCUCCAAUAGCGACACUGAGGAAGAUGUAGACCAACCUGCAAAGAAAAAGAUUGCUGUACCCGAAGUACGCCGUUUUGUAUCGACACCAGCUCCAUCUCUAUCGACACCAGCUCCAUCUCUAUCGACACCAGCUCCAUCUCAACCGACGUUAUCUCCACCGACGCCAUCUCCAUCGCCAUCGACGUUAUCUCCAUCGGCGACCGAAAUAGUACGUAUUGCAACGUUGCUCCGUGAGCGGCACGACCUCCAUCAACGCGGUGUGCCUCAGGAGCAGAUUGACAAGUUUCUUCCGCUGCCCAAUGUGUAA
Peronospora farinosa is the source of this 1788-nucleotide messenger RNA. The record is from the annotation of a GenBank genome assembly. NCBI's taxonomy places the organism in Eukaryota, Oomycota, Peronosporomycetes, Peronosporales, Peronosporaceae.